Homarus americanus (American lobster) is the source of this 2051-nucleotide messenger RNA. RefSeq lists its product as uncharacterized. The coding region runs from base 206 to 1837 and encodes 543 amino acids. The transcript is spliced from 13 exons. NCBI's taxonomy places the organism in Eukaryota, Metazoa, Arthropoda, Malacostraca, Decapoda, Nephropidae. The record is from RefSeq and is a predicted model, not a curated record.
AAUUGCUUCACUUGCAACACAGUGCUCCUCUUACUUACUGGUUGAUGAGACCUGUCCCCUCAGAAAAAGAGUUGAAGACCUCACUGUUGCUGAGUAGCUACGCACUCAGACUCACACCCCUCUCAAGUCGCUGGAACACCUCUAUCCCUACCAGUGCACAGCGGUGAUCGUGUCCCUUCUUGAACUUCCUGCCACAGUAGUGAAGAUGCGUGUUUUGCUCCUGGCGGCUCUGAUGGCGGUGGUGGUGGUAGCUGAUGUAGCAGGGAACUAUCUCCAGGAUAACAGUAAUACGCAAGAAUUCUUCACACCUAUUAAAGAAAAUUGCACACAAAGUUUGGUGGAGCUGCUGCUACUGCGACAGGAAGUUCGUCUGAACCAUCUGGUGGACAUCGAGAAACAGUCUGGUGCCACGCUGCUCAGUUUAGCUCAAACACUGGUUGAGGUGCGGGACGCUCUCCUCAGUAAGCAAGACGCAGAAGCUACACAGAAUCCCCAGUGUACAUCACCAUUCACAUUGGUGGGCAAGAAAUGUCUCCUGCUACCAAUUGCAGAGCGACUCAACUGGGCAGCUGGCCGUCAGUACUGUGUUGCCAGGGGAGCCGACUUGGCCACCUUCAGUGAUGCAAACACUUUUGCUGAAUAUCUGGGCUUUAUCAACCAAGUCAAUAUAGCAAAUGCUGCAGUUGGAGUGUGGCUUGGUGGUACGGACGUGGAAAUAGAGGAGGUGUGGACCUGGAUCACUGGAGAACCAAUGCCUAGAGGACCACCUUUCUGGGGAUCAACAAAUAGUUAUAAGGCUGAACCAAGUGGUGGACGUGGAGAAAACUGUGCAGUUCUCCAUCACCCUGACAAGUACUACAUGCAUGAUAUCACAUGUGCUUUCUCGACUGCAACUCCACUUUACACCUGCAAAACCUUUAAUUUAUUUAUAGCAUCCAGUUGCAUCAAGUACACCGACACAGUGGCCCACUUAUUCCUGCUGAGACCUCAGACAAGAGAAUACUGUACCUCACUCUUGCUACGCUCUCACACCCCUCUCAAGCAGCUCUAUCACUUCUAUCCCUACCAGUGCACAGCGGUGAUCGUGUCCCUUCUUGAACUUCCUGCCGCAGUAGUGAAGAUGCGUGUUUUGCUCCUGGCGGCUCUGAUGGCGGUGGUGGUGGUAGCUGAUGUAGCAGGGAACUAUCUCCAGGAUAACAGUAAUACGCAAGAAUUCUUCACACCUAUUAAAGAAAAUUGCACACAAAGUUUGACGGAGCUGCUGCUACUGCGACAGGAAGUUCGUCUGAACCAUCUGGUGGACAUCGAGAAACAGUCUGGUGCCACGCUGCUCAGUUUAGCUCAAACACUGGUUGAGGUGCGGGACGCUCUCCUCAGUAAGCAAGACGCAGAAGCUGCACAGAAGACCCAGUGUACAUCACCAUUCACAUUGGUGGGCAAGAACUGUCUCCUGCUACCAAUUGCAGAGCGACUCAACUGGGCAGCUGGCCGUCAGUACUGUGCUGCCAGGGGAGCCGACUUGGCCACCUUCAGUGAUGCAAACACUUUUGCUGAAUACCUGGGCUUUAUCAACCAAGUCAAUGUGGCAAAUGCUGCAGUUGGAGUGUGGCUUGGUGGUACGGACGAGGAAGUAGAGGAGGUGUGGACCUGGAUCACUGGAGAACCAAUGCCUAGAGGACCACCUUUCUGGGGAACAACAGAUAGUUACAAGCCAGAACCAGGAAAUGGACGUGCAGGAAACUGUGUAAUUCUCUGGCACCCUGACAAGUACUACAUGCAUGAUGUCGGAUGUACUUACUCGACUGCAACUCCACUUUGUCAAAAGAUUUUACAGUAACAAGAGUUUUUUUAGGAUUUUGUAGUUAAAAGUUUGUCCUUAGGGCUUAGUUGAUGAAACAAGACCCACAGUAUAUUCUUUUGUACUUUUAGCUGAACCCUUCAAAUGAUGUAUACAGUACAGUAUACUUUAUAGACAUUAUACAAAUCAUAAACAUUUCAAGUAAUAAGAUACUUUAUUGACUGUGACUUGAAUGAAAAAUAUUUUUAAACAA